GGGGGGGGCAGGGGAGAAGGGACACCCACGCACACUUUGACAGGUAGUGAGGGAGAUGUGCAGGGCGCUCAUCAGGGAGACAAAAAGUGACAGGGAGAGAGAAGGGAGAGGAAGUGAGAGAGAGGGGGGCAGAGAGAGGGGCAAACUCCGAAACCCUCCCCGUACCAGGACUGUACAACGCAGCAGAAUCCGACUCCUUCACAGACGGGCUGUUGAGGGGAAGACAGUGAUUAUUGUGGAGCAGAGUCGCCGCGGCAGAGACGGCGGGACCAUGACCAUGCCCGUGUCCGGGAAGGGGUGCUUGCUGUGGCUCUGUAUUCUUCUCUCCCCCCUCACCCGGCUGUGUGCGAGUCAAGUUCACCGCGACACAGCUCCUCAGACAAAAAAGGACUUCAGCAGCAUAGCGACGAAGUUCUCUCUCCGAAAUGCCUUGGAUCCAGAGGGUGAUUCCUGUUACCUCACCCCUGGCCAUUUGGAAAGCAUCUCACAAUGCAACUUCAACCAAUCUGCGAGGACUUUCCUAGUUAUCCAUGGGUGGACGGUUACAGGAAUGUUUGAAAGCUGGAUUCCAAAACUAGUCCUGGCUUUGUAUGAGAGAGAGGAUGACUCCAACGUUAUUGUGGUGGACUGGUUGACCCGAGCUCACCAGCACUACCCGAUAGCGGCCGAGAACACCAAGCUGGUUGGCCGUGAUAUCGCACAGUUUGUUGAGUGGCUGGAGGAAGAUCUGAACUUCCCAGCUGAGCACAUCCACAUGCUGGGCUACAGCCUGGGCGCUCACGUUGCAGGGUUUGCUGGAACCUAUGGAGCCUACAGAGUUGGCAGGAUCACAGGCCUGGACCCUGCGGGGCCCGUGUUCGAGGGAGCCGAUGCCCAGCACCGCCUGUCGCCAGAGGACGCGGUCUUCGUGGACGCCCUGCACACCUUCACCCGGGGCUCCCUGGGCCGCAGUAUCGGCAUCCAGCAGCCGGUGGCCCACGUGGACAUCUACCCUAACGGGGGCAACUCCCAGCCCGGCUGCAGCCUGGGACGAGUGUUGGGGAACAUAGGAUCGCAGGGCGUGUACGCGGUGGCAGAAGCUAUCAAGUGCCAGCACGAGCGAGCCAUCCACCUCUUCAUCGACUCCCUCCUCAACAAAAACUACCCCAGCCUGGCCUACCGCUGCCCCAGCCAGGCGACCUUCGAGCGGGGCAUGUGCCUGAGCUGUCGCAAGAACCGCUGCAACACCAUGGGGUAUGACGUCCGCAGGGUGCGCAGCAAGAGGAGCGGCCGCAUGUAUCUGAAGACGGCUGCGGACAUGCCCUUCAGAGUUUACCACUAUCAGCUGAAGGUACACUUUUUCAGGAAAAUCAAUCAGACGGAGCCAGCUACAAAUUUCCUCAUCUCGCUCUAUGGAACCCUGAAUGAAACUGGAGGAAUCUCCAUUCCAGUCUUGGAAAUUGCACCCAACAGCACGUCCUCGUUCCUGGUGCACACGGAGGUGGAUAUCGGAGAGCUGCUGAUGGUGAAGCUGAAGUGGGAAGACACCUCAUCCCUCUGGUCCACCAUCGUGGACAAGGUGACCAACCCCUGGUCGCUCUGGAAGAUGUGGGAGAAGCACGAGGAGACCAGCACUGCCCUGGAAAUCAGGAGGCUGCGAGUGAAGGCGGGAGAGACCCAGAAAAAGAUAGUGUUCUGUGCAAAAGACUCUGCCUCAGUGAAGGUGCAGCCAGCUCAGGAGGUGACAUUCGUCAAGUGUCAGAACUAACAGACGAGGAAAGAAGAGUGGCCAAUAAAGUGCGUCACUGCUUGGGGGAAGUGGCAGUGCACGUGAAUUUUAACAUUGGACUUCCUUGCUUCCCACCCGACCUCCUGGCAACGGACUUCCUGGGAGUUAUAUCGCUCACUUAUCAAUACCGAGGAUUUCCUCAGGGAACAAGGUUUGGCAGCGUGGUCUUCUGGUGCUUGGCCCGAGAUCCUCUCACCCCUCUGAGCCGUGAGGCUGUGCGUUCAGAUCACACUCCAGGGCCCGGUCCUUGGCACACAGUCCAAGCGGACCCUCUGGGCGGGCUGCACUGCUGGGUGAAAGAGAUGUGUAACCGAGGCUCCCGUCCACUUUGGGCGGGCUCGAUAAAUUCCGUGUCACUAAUGUUAAAGAAAGCCAAAGGAAUUCUCUCAAAAGGUUUGGCCAAUAUUUAUCUCUCAGCCAGAAUCACUGAAAUAAACAUGUUAUCUGGUCAA
This is a messenger RNA of Leucoraja erinaceus (little skate), 2220 nucleotides long. Its product is annotated as lipoprotein lipase-like. Gene Ontology annotation, biological process: lipid metabolic process. The record is from RefSeq and is a predicted model, not a curated record. The coding region runs from base 56 to 1747 and encodes 563 amino acids. Gene Ontology annotation, molecular function: lipoprotein lipase activity; apolipoprotein binding. Lineage: Eukaryota; Metazoa; Chordata; Chondrichthyes; Rajiformes; Rajidae. The transcript is spliced from 9 exons.